AAUUGAUAUCGAUAGAGCGAUACAUAGAGAUACCGAAAUGAAAUUUCUUAUAGUGCUUGCCCUUUGUGUGGUUGCUGCUACGGCGACGGAAAACAACGAUCCUAUUUCCCAGGAAUCCAAUGUGGAAUACAAUGGCAAAUACCAUUAUCAUUAUGAGCUGAAAGAUGGCUCCAAGGCCACUCAGGAUGGUGUUCUGAAGUCUGUGAAUGCCGAACACAAUGGCGAAGCGGUCAAUGGAAAGUACUCUUUCGUCGGCGACGAUGGCCAGACCUAUGUGGUGUCCUAUACGGCCGACGAAAAUGGAUACCGCCCGGUGGGUGACCACCUGCCCACGCCACCACCCACUCCGGAGUCCGUCCUGAAGGCCCUGGAAUACAUCCGGCUGCAUCCCUACACAAUUCCCGAGAAGAAGCACUAA
Molecule: messenger RNA, 418 nt
Organism: Drosophila subpulchrella
Lineage: Eukaryota; Metazoa; Arthropoda; Insecta; Diptera; Drosophilidae
Gene: Cpr49Af
Product: endocuticle structural glycoprotein SgAbd-3
Exons: 2
Coding region: 38-418 (126 amino acids)
Cellular component (GO): chitin-based extracellular matrix
Molecular function (GO): structural constituent of chitin-based larval cuticle
Source: RefSeq, a predicted model, not a curated record